CAUCAAAAUGGACACCGCGUGCUUUCAUCUUUCCUUCCUCAGGGGAAACGCUUGGAUGUACUAUAUGUAUGUAUAUAUGUAUUUAGCAUGCGUGCACAAUAAAACCCCAUCCAUGAGGCGUUUGGAACACACCCAGUCAGUCUUAAUCCCUCAGCCCUCUGCAGUCAACGCUUGGCGUAUGGGAGUGGGAGCACCCCCACCCUCCUGCCACGCAUGUUAUGGAGUAUGCCCUAUGGCUUUCUUUUCACGUCUUUUCCACUGAUCAUGUACGUUCUUGUUGUCUAGAGCCCCCUCUGCGACAGUGAUGACGUCAGGGGUGAAGACGAUGGCGAUGGCGAUGAGGACACAGUAGAAGUGCUUAGAAAGAUGGGAAAAUGCGCCUACCCUCGUCCAGUUCAACCUCGUACGGCGCCGGGCGGCGUUUGACUCUGCUGCUGAUGGGGUACAUGCCGAACUGCUCGACCUCCCCUGCGAGACUGAGCCACAGAAGACAAAUGUGACCUUGCGUGUGCAUGUUACACAGACAAGACGGAGGUUUUCCAAAAGUCAGUCACGAUGUCUGCUGGACCACCAUGCUGCAGUCACGACCACGCAGUCACGAUCAUCUCCUCCUGCAUCCGAAACCUGGCUUUCGGACAACAUCCCAGACUCUGCUAUCCAGCUAGCAACGCACUCAGUCUACCGUGGAGAAAGGCGAGAGGCGCCGGCGUCUGUGUUUACCAACAAGUCUGCAGACAAUCACUGAUCAGCGCACCUGGACUUGACAAGGGGGAGCGGCUUAAAGACCAGUGGACCCGAGGAACCUUUGCCAGAACGUCGCUAACCUUCCAAUUCCUGACUGCCUUCCUUGAUCCACGACCUCCCUGCUCGGACCCAGACCACGCUGCCUCGCUCCUGCCCUCAACCUCUUGCCUGUCCACGAACUGCCUUUUCGCCUUGCUCCUCUUGAUUCGACGAAGGAUACAACCAACACUCACAGACAACAACCCCUGGUCACUUGCUCUUCCUUAUGUGUCAUCAUUGUUCUGUGCCAGAAUGUCUCGUGCAUCUCCAGCUUCAUACCCAAGCCUUGUCUCGUCUUGUUAUCCAGAUCCUGAAUUUCCAAGUUGGUAUUUUGAGUUUUCCUUUUCUCCUCUUAAGCAGAGUGAAUUUUUGUUUGUGAAGUUUUCAAGUCUUUACCGUCUCUUCUUUUCCUCAUUUUUGAGUGGCCUUUUGUUAAUUAUUUCUCUAGAUAAGAAUCAGUGUAGAAGCUCUAUAGCCUAUUGUUUUUCCCUCCUUUUGGAGCGUCUUUUGUUGUUUAAAUUUCAUAGUUCUAUUCCUCGUUCCGGUUGCAGUUAAUCCAGAACGCGGCAGCACGACUUUUAACAGGGGCCAGGAAACGCGAGCGUAUAACCCCAAUUCUUCAGAGUUUGCACUGGCUCCCUGUUCAUUUUAGAAUUGAUUUUAAAACCUUGCUGUUUGUUUUUAAAGCUUUACAUGGACUGGCACCUCAGUAUAUCUCGGAGCUCAUCCAAAUUUACAAUCCUGCGCACGCUCUGAGGUCCGAGAGCCAGCUCCAGCUCGUAGUACCCAAGACCAGACUUAAAACCAGGGGAGACAUGGCCUUCUCUGUGGUCGGCCCUAAGCUCUGGAACACUCUGCCCCUCCAUGUUCCAACUGCUCCCACAGUGGAGUGUUUUAAGUCUCGUCUUAAGACCCACUUUUAUUCUCUGGCUUUUAACACUACGUGAGUUGUGUGGUCCUCUGUUGU
Molecule: messenger RNA, 1750 nt
Organism: Nerophis lumbriciformis (worm pipefish)
Lineage: Eukaryota; Metazoa; Chordata; Actinopteri; Syngnathiformes; Syngnathidae
Source: RefSeq, a predicted model, not a curated record